GUGUUUGGAAGCAGCAGCAGCAGAAGUCUACCGUAUUCUGGAACAGGACACUUGUAGAGGACAUACGAAGGAGUCAACACAGACACAACCAAGCAUUGAAUAGUCUAGAUAUGUUUUCUCUGUCUUCUACAUUGCAACCACAGGUUACAGUUCAGCUGAGCCACCUCAUCAAUGCCUUCCAUUCCCUGAAGAGUUCGGUUAGUAACACACCAGGACGAAUUCAAAGAGAGCAUGUCAUAGAAUUAGAUCUACAGACCACGGAGCUUCAGACUGUGUGGGCCCCAAAUGAUCUGGGUUUGACAGACCUAGGUGCUGGGCAACUUGAGGAACUGGUGGAUAGGUUGUUGCCCAGCAUUGUCCAGCAGGGCGCACUGUCUCCUCCAAGCCCAGCGAAAAGCCCAUGGAAAACCUCCCAUUGCUCAGCAGAGUCGUUCUUUCACAACAAACAUGGGUUUUCUGGCCGACAUAUUCCUGGUGGAGCUUCCCCAAUCUUGUGCAGACAAAGUCACUCUCCGCUCCAGUCUUUAAGUGAAGAUAUGCAGCUUUGGCCAUUAUGGCACCAGAGUCGUGGCUUUAAGACCUUGAAGUCCAAAACGAGACGACUACAAGGUCUUGAGCGUCCAGUAGAACCCGAAGGCUUCACUCCAUCUUUUAUGAAGGGAUUUCUGACACGGGACAAGGGGCAAGAGGUGGAGACUCUGGACAAGCUGCUGAAAACAAAGAACAUUCCCACCGGACAACAUGAUGCUUUUAAGACCGGUUUUGCAGAAGGUUUCCUGAAAGCGCAAGCACUUUCUCAGCGCACACAAGAGGCAUUGAGACGAACUCGGCUGAUCCUUCUUGUACUCUUGUUGGUGGGCCUCUAUGGACUCUCCAAGACACCUUUUCUGUCAGUGCGAUUCCGAACCACAUCAGGCCUGGACUCAGCUGUGGACCCUGUUCAAAUGAAGAACGUGACCUUCGAGCACGUGAAAGGAGUGGAGGAGGCGAAGAACGAGCUGCAGGAGGUGGUGGAGUUCUUGAGGAGUCCACAGAAGUUCACCGUCCUCGGGGGGAAGCUGCCCAAAGGAAUUUUGCUGGUGGGGCCCCCAGGCACAGGGAAAACCCUGCUGGCUCGGGCUGUGGCGGGGGAGGCGGAUGUUCCCUUCUACUACGCCUCUGGAUCUGAGUUCGAUGAGAUGUUUGUGGGUGUCGGAGCCAGCCGCAUCAGGAACCUGUUUAGGGAGGCCAAGAACAAUGCCCCAUGUGUGAUCUUCAUCGAUGAGCUGGACAGUGUCGGGGGGAAGAGAAUCGAAUCACCCAUGCACCCCUACUCCAGGCAGACCAUCAACCAGCUCCUGGCCGAGAUGGACGGGUUUAAACCAAAUGAGGGUGUAAUAAUCAUUGGAGCGACCAACUUCCCAGAAGCUUUAGACACUGCCCUGAUAAGGCCAGGGCGUUUCGACAUGCAGGUCACUGUGCCUCGGCCAGACGUGAAGGGACGCACUGAGAUUCUGAAAUGGUACCUCAGGAAGAUCAAAGUCGAUGAAGCUGUGGAGGCGGAGGUCAUCGCCAGGGGAACGGUGGGGUUCUCGGGGGCAGAUCUGGAGAACCUGGUGAACCAGUCGGCUCUGAAGGCAGCUGUGGAUGGCAAAGACAUGGUCACCAUGAAGGAGCUGGAGUUCGCUAAGGACAAAAUCCUCAUGGGUCCAGAGAGGAGGAGUGCAGUGAUAGAUGAGAAGAACAAGCAGAUCACAGCCUACCAUGAGUCUGGACACGCCAUCGUAGCAUACUACACCAAAGAUGCCAUGCCCAUCAACAAGGCCACCAUCAUGCCGCGUGGACCCACAUUGGGCCAUGUGUCCAUGCUGCCGGAGAAUGACCGCUGGAGUGAGACUCGAUCCCAGUUGCUGGCCCAGAUGGACGUCAGCAUGGGGGGACGUGUGGCCGAGGAGCUCAUCUUUGGGGCAGAGAACAUCACCACGGGUGCAUCAAGUGACUUUGACAGUGCAACCAAGAUAGCGAGAAUGAUGGUGACCCGAUUUGGCAUGAGUGAAAAGCUGGGUGUCAUGACCUACGCAGACCAGACGAAGCAGAGUCCAGAAACGCAAGCAGCCAUUGAGAAGGAAGUCAGGGUGCUCCUAAGGGACUCUUAUGAGAGGGCCAAGGCACUUCUGAAGAGCCGGACCAAGGAGCAUAAGAACCUGGCUGAGGCUCUGCUCCAGUACGAGACCCUGGACGCCAAAGAGAUUCAGCUGGUCGUGGAAGGAAAGGCCUUGGAGACCAAAUAAGCUCCAAUGAGAGGUGGCUCAUUGAUGCAGGAGUCGUGAAUGUACUAGAGAACGAGAACUAGUCUCUCCUUGAUUUUUGCUCGCCCUUGUGUUCUGGCUACACCUCUUGUCACUUUGCUCCUUGCUCCUUGGCAGCACCAGAAGAGUCUGAGUGCUUCACUUGGAUGGAUAGAGCCUGGAAAAUAUCAGUCCGUUUAGUCUUAUUGCCAGGAGUUUCCUGUGACUACUUGUGCUGUGUCACUACCUGCUAUCCAUGCUGUUCCUCUGACCUGGACUAUUUCAGAUGUUCUUCGGCCAAAAGAAAGCUUGCACACGACGAGCCUGCAGAUCACAUGAAAAGGCCGGCAUCAUACAGUUUUUUUUAAUCAUGCCAUCUAUUGCAAUAUCUGUCAUUCUCCAGUCUCCACAUUUGCUGUUCAGUAUGUGUGUACUGUUAUUUUUAUUUUAAUGGGUGGCCUUUCAGAUAUGUGUAGGUGGAGAGAUUAGUCCAUUAAGAAGAGUUGCAAAGGAAUGCGUUCUAGCACUUUUGUUGAGGUGAAACUGUAAGUGCGUGUUUAAGUGGAUGAUUAUCGUUCUCUUGAACAUGUGGGAAAUGCUGCUUUUAUUGUAGGUCAGGUCUUCAGCAUCUGAAUGGCUCUGGGCGUCACUGCAUAUUUUGUGAAGAGUAUACCGUAGUAGUAGAUGGUAAAUGUACGCACAAAGAAACAGGACUUAUGACAGUAGAUCUUUUGGAAGAACUUAUGAUUGAUGAUUUUAUUGAAGACUCAGGGAUUUGACGAGUCAGAUGCCUAUUGAAGCUGUUGGUGGUAUAAAAUAAAUACCUUCUAGUUUCAUCAUGCAUAUCAGGGCUCUAAAUUAACACCAGCCAAUCGUCCAAAUGCUGGUAGUUUGGCUGGUUGAAAAGACCAACUUACUAGCCACUUUGAGCCAUUAGUGAGUGUUUGGCUAGUAAGAUUAACUUCUAUUAGCCAUAUUGGUCGGUGGUGAAAAGUUAAUUUACGGCCCUGAUUCAUAUCAAUGUGAGGGAAUAUUGGGCAGUUCAGGUGUUGCCACCUUUCAUUUAAUUUUCCAUUGAUCUACAAAAGCAGUCUGUAUCUUAUUAAGUAUGAUGUUUUCUUUUUCAACAAACUUUUUUUUUAAAUAACCAUCUUGCAUAAAUACUGGUAUGUUGGUUUGGUAACACUUUAGAAUAAGGUUCACAUGUUGACCACAAAUACAUGCUUAAUGACUGCUCAUUAUGAAUAUAUCAGUAAUAAAGGCCUUAUUGGCUUAUUGGAUGUGAACAAGAAAUUUGUGAAUACACGCCUAGCAAAUGAUUGACUUAACACAUGUCAAAUAAGUCAAUUAUACAAACAGUUAGGCAUGUAUGAGUGGCUAACAUAUAAGCCUUAAAAUAAAGUGUCAGUGUUGUUUUGUAUUUGCUCUGCCCUGGAUUGUAGAAAACAGUAAAAAGCCAUACUUAAGAACCUUAUCUUAGACUUACACACUUCCUAGAUUUCCUAGACUCAAGUUUGGACUAUUUGGCAUGUUGAACCCUCACAACAGAUGAUCUGUUAUGUUCAUUUAGUGCACAAUUCUUCCCAAGUUCCUGCAUCAUGCCCUUGUGUUUGCCUUGUACCCAUGCUUUGUCUUGUACACAUUGAAAGCACUUAAAUGGGAACAGUGUAUAUAGAUGUAUAGCGCGCGGUAAUUUAAGUUGGGUAGUUUAUUUUUGUUUUAUUUGUUUUUGUGCCCAAAGUUGUUGACAGAUUUGUCACACCUUAAGAAAAUAAAUAAAGUAUAUCUGAACUUCAA
This is a messenger RNA of Engraulis encrasicolus (European anchovy), 4064 nucleotides long. RefSeq names its product YME1-like 1b (gene yme1l1b). The transcript is spliced from 18 exons. Lineage: Eukaryota; Metazoa; Chordata; Actinopteri; Clupeiformes; Engraulidae. Gene Ontology annotation, cellular component: mitochondrial inner membrane. The record is from RefSeq and is a predicted model, not a curated record. Gene Ontology annotation, biological process: protein quality control for misfolded or incompletely synthesized proteins; mitochondrion organization. Gene Ontology annotation, molecular function: ATP-dependent peptidase activity; ATP hydrolysis activity; metalloendopeptidase activity. Bases 111 to 2270 code for a protein of 719 amino acids.